Messenger RNA from Mya arenaria, 1474 nucleotides. Its product is annotated as cytochrome P450 2D20-like. The record is from RefSeq and is a predicted model, not a curated record. Bases 1 to 1464 code for a protein of 487 amino acids. The transcript has 5 exons. Gene Ontology annotation, molecular function: monooxygenase activity; heme binding; oxidoreductase activity, acting on paired donors, with incorporation or reduction of molecular oxygen. Lineage: Eukaryota; Metazoa; Mollusca; Bivalvia; Myida; Myidae.
AUGUCGGUAUCCCAUCAUUCCCAGCAAGGUUCCACAAUCAACCAUAUCUGUAUCCCAUCAUUCCCGGCAUGGUUCCACAUUCAACCAUAUCUGUAUCCCAUCAUUCCGGGCAUGGUUCCACAUUCAACCAUAUCUGUAUCCCAUCAUUCCCGGCAUGGUUCCACAUUCAACCAUAUCUAUAUCCCAUCAUACCCAGCAAGGUUCCACAUUCAACCAUAUCGGUUUCCCAUCAUACCCGGCAUGGUUCCACAUUCAACCAUAUUUGUAUCCCAUCAUGCCCGGCAUGGUUCCACAUUCAACCAUAUCUGUAUCCCAUCAUACCCAGCAAGGUUCCACAAUCAACCAUAUCGGUAUCCCAUCAUUCCCGGCAUGGUUCCACAUUCAUCCAUAUCGGUAUCCCAUCAUUCACAGCAUGGCUUUACAUUCAACCAUAUCGGUAUCCCAUCAUUCCUAGCAAGGUUCUACAAUCAACCAUAUCUGUAUCCCAUCAUUCCCGGCAUGGUUCCACAUUCAACCAUAUCUGUAUCCCAUCAUUCCUGGCAUGGUUUCACAUUCAACCAUAUCGGUAUCCCAUCAUUCCCAGCAUUGCUUCACAUUCAACCAUAUCAGUAUCCCAUCAUUCCCGGCAUGGUUCCACAUUCAACCAUAUCGAAUGGAAGAAAGCCAGGCAUUCGACGAGGAAUUGUUGACCAACUACUAGAUUCCCAAGAGGAGGACAUAAAACAAGGGAAAUCGCCACUUUUCACAGAUGAAAGUAUACAUGCAGCCAUCUUAGAAACUCUCAAUGCAGGUAUUUUGACUACAUGGUCUGUGCUUUCAAGUACAAUCUUGAUGCUUCUGCAUUAUCCUGAAUACCAAAAGCGCGCACGGACUGAACUGUGCGCCGCCAUUGGUUGGGAUAAUGUAGCACAUAGUGACGACAGAGAAAGAUGUCCUUUAACGGAAGCGAUAGAGAUGGAAGCGCACAGACUAGUAACCGUGGUACCGCUUCUUGCUCCCAGAGAGUGUAACAAAGAUCUAGAAUUCGAAGGCUACUAUGUUCCUAAAAAACAGCAGUACGUAUCAAAAACAUACACAUCUGUUUGUAGUGUCAUGUAUUAUUGGUUUUCGAAGGUUAUGGGAAAUGUCUGGUUUAUGCACCACGACGAGGUUAUUUGGGGAGAUCCCUGGAAGUUUAGGCCAGAACGUUUCCUUGACCAGGAUGGACAGCUUUUACCAAGAGACCACACGCUAAGAAUGAAUUGGAUGCCAUUUGGUUACGGACGUCGCGCGUGUCUCGGCGAACCUUUCGCACGUGUUCGCUACUUUCUGUACAUGGCGCACUUGCUAAGAUGCUGGGAGUUCAUAUCCGUUCCGGCGAAAAUGGGAUCAUGUGACCCAAGAAAUAUUGAGGAUUUUGACAACAAAAUUACAAUUCGACCCAAACCUUUUUAUUGUCAAAUCAAACGUUUUAACCAAAUUUAAUUUACAGAUA